AUGAAGUACAAGAAAAAAUUGAAAAUGGAAGUUGAAUUUGAAGAAUUAAAGAGAAUAAGAUAAUCUCAUAUAGUAGCAAACCCAUUAGUUUGGAUCAUUAAAACACUAUUUAAAAAAUAUUGCCAAUCUUAGAAUUAUUAUUACACAAGAGAUAUCAAUGAUAUCCUCAGAGAUGUUUCAUCAAAGGCAGUAGUACGGUAUAAAGAUUUGAUUGGGUAUGAUGAUUAUGUAAGUGUGUAAGGUUCUACUGUUACGAGGAUGAAUACCCACAGAAAUUCAAGUUGCUGUCCGAAUAUUAUAAAGUAAAUUGAACCAUUUAACAGAGUUUCAUACAGAAAUACCGCGAUUCUUCAUGGAACCAAUAAUAUAAUUAUGCGCAGACAAGAGUAUUAUAGAAUAGCUCUUCUGGUCGAGGAAGAGGACAAGAAAAAUCCUGAUGGGCCAUCAAAACAUAUUAUUGGAGAUAAACCAUCACCUGCAAAUUCAUAAUAGAGUCAAAAAGAUUAAGAAUCCCAGACCAAUACUAAAAGAAUUAAGAAUACCUUAAUUUUAAAAGAUUUGAGUUGGUUGAAUAGAUCAUCAAUCUAAAUCUAGAAAAAGUAAAUGGAAAUAUCCUAUACAUUAUAAGAAAUUUGUAAAUAGUUAGGAAAAGAAACUGUGGAAUAAUCUCCUCUAUUAAUUUUUGCUGGGAAAGGAGAUGAGAUAGAACUGAAUAGAUUUUAGGUUUAUCUAAAUUAGUAAACCUAAAAGAGUCAAGUAGAUAAAGUGUCUUAAAUAUAAACCAAAAAACUGAGCUAACCAAAUAUAGUUUUCAGCCUUCUUUAAAAAUAGUGUUAGGAUGAGAAUAAACUUAGGUUGGGUUCACAAUAUUCAAAAUAAAAUGCAGAACUAUUAUAACAAAAGAAUAAAAUAUCAAGUGAUAUAAAUCAAAGGAAUCAUGUUGAUUCUCCAUAAAAAAAACAAUAAAGUAAUCAUGCAAGAAUGGAUUAAAAUUUUGAAAUAAAAUAAUAAAUUAGUCCUAAAUAUAUAACAAAUGUGUAACCUAAAAUAACAACUCAAUAAUAUUUUCAAAAUUUCAGGCUUAAUGUUUAAUCAAAUCCUCAACUCCUUAAACUACAAAAUCAGAAUCCAAUUUCAUCUCCAGCAACUAAUCAAACAUAUAUAAACAAAUUAAAUCUCAAAUAGAUUUCUAAAAUCAUAAUUGAUGAUAAUCUCUUUCAAUAGGAAUUAAAAUGGAAAAAUGGGGCAUAAACUCAGAGACCUAAUUCUGAUACCAAAAACUUCUUCUUUAAUAGAAAUAGUCCUAUUUUAUAAAGUGGAGCUUAAAAUGAAUUACAAAUUAAUAUGUUGAAGUAGAAUUCAGGUUAGAUUUCAGCUCCAAAAAAAUAUAGAUUCUUCACCUAAUAGGAAAUCGAUACAACCAAAUAUUCACCUCCGAUUUAGGUCAAAUUAAGAUAAGAUCAUUAAUAUAAACGAAAACCUACUGAAUUAGCAAUGUAAUAUACUUUAUCCAUAUUUAAGCAAUAUAAAUAAUGCACAAAAAGAAUAAAUCUGAAGGAAAAUAAUUAAAUUCACCUUAAGAGGAUUCUCAUCAAUAAUUAGUGUGUUUAACAGACAGGAGAAGUCAAGGUGAACAUUAAUUAAAGAAAAGCUUAGCAAAGUCAUGUUAAAAUUCACCAAAAAAAAUAGGUAUAUUAAAAGGAGUUGGGAGUGGGAUAGAUGUUAUAAAACAUUCAAUAAGCCCAAACAAUUUUAUCAUUAAAUAAAUGGUUCUGA
Messenger RNA from Paramecium tetraurelia, 1776 nucleotides. RefSeq lists its product as uncharacterized. Lineage: Eukaryota; Ciliophora; Oligohymenophorea; Peniculida; Parameciidae. The record is from RefSeq and is a predicted model, not a curated record. The transcript has 6 exons.